AUGCGUUCCGCUCAAUUCUUUGCCCUCGCGAUGGCUGUCGCUACCUCCGACGCCAUCUCUCAGGGUUUCAACUACGGCUCCACCAAGGUCGAUGGCAGCGUCAAGACCCAAUCCGACUUUGAGACCGAGUUUACAACUGCCAAGAAUCUCGUUGGAACCGACAAUGCCUUCACCAGUGCCCGUCUGUACACCAUGAUCCAGGGUGACACAACCAACACCCCUAUCUCAGCCAUUCCCGCCGCUAUCAAGGAGAAGACCACCCUUCUCCUGGGUCUCUGGGCUUCCGGCGGUGACAUGAGCAACGAGAUUGCUGCCCUCACAUCCGCCAUCAGCACCUACGGCGAUGACUUCACAGACCUGGUCGUCGGUAUCUCCGUCGGCAGUGAGGAUCUUUACCGUAACUCCGUCACUGGUGUCAAGGCCAAGGCUGGUCUCGGUAUCGACCCCGACGAGCUUGUCGACUACAUCACCCAGGUCCGCUCCGCCAUCUCCGGCACUUCCCUGAGCGGUGCCCCCAUCGGCCACGUCGACACCUGGAACUCCUGGACCAACAGCUCUAACUCUGCCGUCAUUGAGGCCGUUGAUUGGCUCGGUUUCGAUGGAUACCCUUACUACGAGAACACCGACCCCAACUCCAUUGACGACGCCAAGUCCCUCUUCAACAAGGGCGUUGAGAAGACCAAGGCUGUUGCCGGUGGUAAGGAGAUCUGGAUCACCGAGACCGGCUGGCCCACUUCCGGUUCUACCGAGAACCUCGCUGUCGCCAGCGUCGCCAACGCCAAGCAGUACUGGGACGAGGUUGCUUGCCCCCUGUUGGGCAACACCAACACCUGGUGGUACAUUCUCGAGGAUGCCGGUACUACCGCCCCUAGCUUCGGUGUCACUGGUUCAUCCACCGACACCACCCCUCUGUACGACCUGAGCUGCAAGGCCUCCACAUCUUCCAGCUCUGCUGUUGCUUCCUCCACCUCGGCCGCUGACAAGACUGCUACCGCCGGUGCCUCCACCACUACUGCUGGCUCUGGCUCUGGCUCUGGCUCUGGUUCCAGCUCCGGCUCCGGCUCCGGCUCUGGUGCCUCUGCCUCUGCCUCCGGCUCUUCUCCCGCUGCCUCUUCCGUCAGUGCCUCCGCCCCUGGUGUGACCAUCGGUGCCCGUCCCUCCACCAAGCCCAAGUCCAAGAGCGCUUCCGCUGGAUUCGCCUCUCGCACUGCCUCUGGAUCCGCCGCUUCUGCCACUGGUGGCAGCAAGUCCGGCUCAGGAUCUGGUUCCGGCUCCUCUUCCUCCGACUCUGCCGCUGCCUCCUCAAGCGUCCCCGUCAGCUCUGCUACCCGUGUCGCCGGCUCUGCUGCCGGUGCCCUGGUUGCUGCUCUCGCUCUCGCUUUCACUUUCUAA
Messenger RNA from Penicillium psychrosexuale, 1392 nucleotides. RefSeq names its product GPI-anchored beta-1,3-endoglucanase EglC (gene bgt2). Gene Ontology annotation, biological process: cell wall organization; carbohydrate metabolic process. The transcript has a single exon. Gene Ontology annotation, cellular component: fungal-type cell wall; extracellular region; cell surface. The record is from RefSeq and is a predicted model, not a curated record. Gene Ontology annotation, molecular function: 1,3-beta-glucanosyltransferase activity; glucan endo-1,3-beta-D-glucosidase activity. The coding region runs from base 1 to 1392 and encodes 463 amino acids. Lineage: Eukaryota; Fungi; Ascomycota; Eurotiomycetes; Eurotiales; Aspergillaceae.